This is a messenger RNA of Tribolium madens (black flour beetle), 3886 nucleotides long. RefSeq names its product probable multidrug resistance-associated protein lethal(2)03659. Lineage: Eukaryota; Metazoa; Arthropoda; Insecta; Coleoptera; Tenebrionidae. The record is from RefSeq and is a predicted model, not a curated record. Gene Ontology annotation, cellular component: membrane. Gene Ontology annotation, molecular function: ATP hydrolysis activity; ATP binding; ABC-type transporter activity. Gene Ontology annotation, biological process: transmembrane transport.
UUCUUUUAAAUAGAAGUGUACCUUGAUAAGAAGUAAGUUAUAAAGAUAUCUAUUCAAAUAUAUACUUUGUAAAGUGUAGCAGAGAGUAAUAAGCAAUUUUAGUAUACUACAAGAAAUCAUGUCGAAACAAUCAAAGUCAGCAAGGAUUCAUCCCAAAGAAAAAGCAAAUUUUGUAUCUCAUCUUCUAUUUUUAUGGGAAAUACCUAUACUGUUCAAAGGGUAUAAGAAGAAAUACAAUGAAAAUGAUCUUUUUAGUCCUCUUAAAACUGAUCAAUCUAAGAUUCUUGGAGACAAACUUAAAAAUGCGUGGAAAAAUCAAAUCGAAACUUCACAGAAUAGUGAAGGUUUGCUCUGGAAAGCUCUAAGAAAAAUAUUUGGUUUAGAAUUUGCUCUUUAUGGUUUGAUGUUAAUAAUUCUAGAAUUGGCAAGGUAUGCAUAAUCGAUAACAGGAAACAAAAUUAUCCUCAUGUUUUUAAGAAUAUAUCAAACUGUACUUUUUGCAAAGUUAUUGAAAUACUAUGCUCCAAAUAACAAAACUUUUACCAAGAGCCAAGCUUAUUUAAUUUCCUCGUAUCUUCUUUUGAUGGUGCUAGUAAAAACAGUUGGUUUACACCUGUAUUGGUUUGAAACGGAACACUUAGGCUUAAAAAUUCAAGUAGCUCUAAGUUCUGUAAUAUACAGAAAAUGUUUGAAACUGAGCCACGAGUUUCUUUCAGAAAACAGUAUUGGUCAAAUAGUCAAUUUAUUAUCUAAUGAUGUGACCAGAUUUCACUGUGGAUUAAUUAGAUAUGUACAUUAUUUGUGGCUUAUAUUUUUGCAAACUGCAGUUAUUCACUACUACUUGUAUGAUAUGUUAGGAGUUACAGCUCUGUUUGGAAUGCCGGUAUUUCUGAUAUAUGUAUUUACCCAAAUAUAUCUUUUUAAAAAAAUUACUUUUUACCGAUUAACGGCGUCUUUAAAAACGGAUCAAAGGAUUAAGCUUAUGAACGAAAUCAUUCAAGGCAUCAAAGUCAUUAAAAUGUUCACUUGGGAAAAUCUUUUUUGUAAACUAAUAGAAACUUUUCGAAGGUAUGAGUUGAAACCUUUAAAAAGCAGUUUUAUUCUUUAUGCCAUAGACCAAGCAUUUCAUUUAUGCGUACACAAAUUUGGUAUAUUUCUAAGUGUAGUUGCUUACGUAAGCAGCGGUUAUCAUUUAACUUCCAAUUAUAUUUAUGUACUAAGCACAAUGUAUGAAAUGAUUAAAACGUAUAUAAAAUUUUUCUCAUGGGGUGCACUUGGAGGGGGAGAAAUGCUAAAUUCGGUAAAAAGGAUUGAACAUUUUUUAAAAAGUGAAGAAGUCCCUAAAACUCAAAGUAGCGUCUGUAAUGAUAUCAUGAUAGACAAAAUGUAUGUAAAACGAAACAAAUCAAUUCGUGAUUACACUUUAAGCGAUAUCACAAUGAAAAUUUCUUCAAACAAAUUAAUUGCAAUCGUUGGACCUGUUGGUAGUGGCAAGAGUACUCUGCUUUUGACUCUCUUAAAUGAACUACCGUUAUUGCAAGGUUCUAUUCAAAGAGGGGACUCUAUAUCUUAUGCUUCUCAAGAGCCUUGGCUGUUUGCUGGUUCCGUUCAAGACAAUAUCACAUUUGGAGAACCUUUUGUUAAAAUCAAGUAUGAAAAAGUGAUAAAAGUGUGUGCUUUGGAGCAAGACUUCUCGUUACUUCCUUAUGGCGACAUGACUUUUGUUGGUGAAAGAGGCGCGGGACUGAGUGGUGGACAAAAAGCUAGAAUCAAUUUUGCUAGAGCUGUAUACAAAGACGUCGAUUUUUAUUUACUUGAUGAUCCUCUUUCUGCAGUGGAUGCUCAAGUAUCUAAACACUUGUUUCAAGAUUGCAUCAAAAAUUAUUUAAAAGGUAAAUGCACAGUUUUGGUAACUCAUCAACUGGAGAAUUUGGACAAAGUAGACCAGAUAUACAUAAUCGACAACGGAAAAAUCAUUAGAAGUGGUACUUUCGAUGAACUGAAAAACUGUAAUUAUUUAGAAAAUUUUAAAACGUCAUCAGACAAUGGAAUCAAAAGAAAGAAGCAAACUUUUGAAGCAAUGAAACGCAAGUCACAAAGUUUUAUUCAAGAAUUGCAAGAAAGUCAUGAAACUGAAUCUGUAUCAAGGCAAAUUUAUUCUCAAUUUUUACGUUCAGGUGGCUUUACCUGUGCAAUAAUUUUAACUUUUUUCCUCAUUUUGGUGACAUUUGCAAUGAGUGGUGUUGAUUACUUUUUAGCAUAUUGGGUAAACUAUGAAGAAACGCAGUCAAGCACUGUUCCUGGUUAUUUUUUAUACUUGUAUAUCGCUGCUGUAUUAUUACUAAUUAUAUUUGCUCUUACAACGACAAUAAUUUUUGUUACAUUUUGUUUAAACGCAGCUAAAAAUUUGCAUAAUACAAUGUUCAAAAGAGUGUUGUUUGCCACAAUGAGUUUUUUCAACAACAACCCAUCUGGUCGUAUUUUGAACAGAUUUGCAUACGAUACGGGGUUAAUUGAUAAACACCUUACAGCAAGUCUUGUCGAUACGACUAUAGUUGUCACACAUGCUAUUGCAAUUGUCACAAUUAUAUGUUUCGUAAAUUACUGGAUUUUAAUACCAACGUUUGCUAUGACGAUACUGUUUUAUUAUUGUGGAAAUGUUUAUUUGUACACAAGUCGCAAUUUAAAGCGCAUUGAAGCCAAAUCUUGUGGCCCAAUUUUUUCUCAUUUAAAUUCUACUUUGCAAGGACUACCAACUAUCAGAGCUUUUAAAGCUGAAAAUCUACAGAAAAAAAGAUUUGCUACUUAUCAAGAUACUUACACAUCAUGUAGUUACAUGUUUUUAGCUUGUUCUUCAGCUUUUGGGUUUUGGAUGGACUUUGGCUGUGUGAUUUAUUUGGGAUUUGUUAUUUUUAGUCCUUUACUUCUUGGACUAAAUAUUUUUGGUGGUUCUAUUGGAUUAGCAAUCAGUCAGUGUUUGAUUUUGGUUGGAAUGUUACAAUACGGAAUCAAACAAAAUGUUGAAUUAGAAAACAGUAUGGUGUCAGUGGAACGCGUGGUAGAAUAUUCCAAAAUCGAUACAGAAAAAAAAUAUGAAAAAUUACUUUCUGACUUUAAAGUUAUAAGAGGAUGUGUGGAAUUUCAAAACGUUUCACUACGGUAUAAUCACAACCAUCCUAUGGUACUGAAGGAAGUUACAUUUAAAAUAAACCCAGGAGAAAAAAUUGGCAUUAUUGGAAGAACGGGAGCUGGAAAAUCGUCUCUAAUUUCAAUUUUUUUUCGUUUAUUUCAUUUUGAAGGGAACAUGUUUAUUGAUGGUGUAAACAUUAACGAAAUGUCGUUACAAAAUCUGCGAUCACAGAUUUCGAUAAUAACGCAAGAACCAGUACUUUUUUCCUACACUUUAAGAAAAAAUCUUGAUCCGUUUGAGGAAUUUGAAGAUUCGCAAUUGUGGAAAGCUUUAGACGAAGUUGAGCUAAGAAGAGUAAUUUCUGAACUGCCUGCGGGUUUACAGAGCAAACUCACAGAAGGCGGACUUAAUUUUAGUGUUGGACAAAGGCAACUUUUAUGUCUUGCAAGAGCGAUGUUAAAAAUGAAUAAAAUAUUGAUACUGGAUGAAGUCUCAGCUAAUGUGGAUUUAAAAACUGAUGAGUUGAUUCAACAUACUUUAAGGGAAAAGUUUAAGGACUGCACUGUGCUGACUAUUGCACACAGGUUGGACACUGUUGUUGACUGCGACAGGAUUUUGGUGAUGGACGACGGCCGGGUCAAAGAAUUUGAUACUCCAUCAAAACUUCUUGAAAAUGAAAAUGGAAUAUUCUAUAAACUUUUGCAUAGUGGAAAACAAAUUUUUGCGAAUUUAUAAAACCAAAUAAAUAUUUUUUUG